Molecule: messenger RNA, 1056 nt
Organism: Spirometra erinaceieuropaei
Lineage: Eukaryota; Metazoa; Platyhelminthes; Cestoda; Diphyllobothriidea; Diphyllobothriidae
Source: the annotation of a GenBank genome assembly
AUGUAUAAGACCUUGAUCCUGCCGACGCUGCUGUACGGAGCGGAGACUAGAACGGUAUACACAAAGCAAGCACGCCGACUGAACCCCUUCCACCUGAGCUGUCUUCGUCGCAUCCUGCGGCUGAACUGGCGGGAUCGAAUCCCUGACACUGAUGUUCUGGAACGGACGGGAAUCCUCAGCAUCUACACCAUGCUGAGACAAAUGCAGCUGCGUUGGAUCGGCCACCUGGUGCGCAUGGAUGACGAGCGACUACCCAAAAGACUCUUCUAUGGAGACGUCGCGACGGGUUCUCGCCGCCACGGAGGCCCAAUUCGCCGAUACAAGGAUACAAUUAAGUCCUUCCUGAAGCGUCUCCAAAACAACCCGACCAACUGGGAGGAGCUCGCACUCGACCGACCGACCUGGAGGAGGAGCGUGGAGAUAAUUGCUGCGAUCUACGAAGCCAACUGCAUUGCCGCCAAAGUGAAACGCGAAGCCCGCAAAUCACAACUUCGACCAGUACGCAAUGCCGACGCGCAACCGCUACCUACGUGUCCUCGGUGUCAACGGACAUUCCGGGAUCGGAUUGGACUUGUCGGACAUCUUCGGAUCAACUGCGCCUCUCGGACUGCACCAACCAUCGUCCCCCCGUCCGCCUCUUCCUCGUCCUCUCUGCCGCCCACUAACUCUGACAGUUGUUCUGUACCACCACUUCCUUCCUCCUCCUUCUCCUCCACCUCCUCCUCCUCCUCCUCCACCACUACGCCAAGGACGGCCGCUCAGGCGACCGCCUUGCACAUCACCAACCCUGACACAACUACCGAUACCACCUCUACUGCCUCCGACUCCAGCGAUGAGGAUCAGGACUACACCUGCCCUCACUGCGACCGCACCUUCACCUCACGCAUCGGCCUGGUCGGUCACUUGCGAAUCCAUCGCACGGAGACUGGCGAACCAGUGUCUGGAGCACCAACCUAUACUCACCACGCUCGACUCAACUGUCCACACUGCCCCCGCACUUCCAGCCAUCGCAUGGGCCUGUUCGGCCACAUGAGCAUCCACGAUGACCUGCGGUAG